Mesoplodon densirostris (Blainville's beaked whale) is the source of this 1437-nucleotide messenger RNA. It is a transcript of the gene OPN4, whose product is annotated as opsin 4. The record is from RefSeq and is a predicted model, not a curated record. Gene Ontology annotation, cellular component: membrane. NCBI's taxonomy places the organism in Eukaryota, Metazoa, Chordata, Mammalia, Artiodactyla, Ziphiidae. The transcript has 10 exons. Gene Ontology annotation, molecular function: G protein-coupled receptor activity. Gene Ontology annotation, biological process: visual perception; G protein-coupled receptor signaling pathway. Bases 1 to 1437 code for a protein of 478 amino acids.
AUGAACUCUCCUUCGGGGACAAGAGCCCCACUGGACCCGGCCCAGGAAUCCAACGGCAUAGCCACCACAGCUUCCCACAGCAGGUGGGACAGCUCCUGGAGCAGCACCUCCAGCCUGGACCACCCUCCGCCCAUCAGCCCCACGACAGCCAGGGCUCAGGCUGCUGCCUGGGUCCCCUUUCCCACGGUCGACGUUCCAGACUACGCCCACUACACCCUGGGCACGGUGAUCCUGCUGGUGGGGCUCACAGGGAUGCUGGGAAAUCUGACGGUCAUCUAUACCUUCUGCAGGAGCAGAGGGCUCAGGACGCCUGCCAACAUGUUCAUCAUCAACCUCGCGGUCAGCGACUUCCUCAUGUCCUUCACCCAGGCCCCCGUCUUCUUCGUCAGCAGCGUCUAUAAGCAGUGGCUCUUUGGAGAGGCAGGCUGUGAAUUCUAUGCCUUCUGUGGGGCUGUCUUUGGCAUCACCUCCAUGAUUACCCUGACGGCCAUCGCCCUGGACCGCUACCUGGUGAUCACACGCCCACUGGCCACCGUCGGGAUGGCGUCCAAGAGGCGGGCGGCGCUUGUCCUGCUGGGCGUCUGGCUCUAUGCCCUGGCUUGGAGUCUGCCGCCCUUCUUUGGCUGGAGUGCCUAUGUGCCCGAGGGGCUGCUGACCUCUUGCUCCUGGGACUACGUGAGCUUCAUGCCAUCGGUCCGCGCCUACACCAUGCUGCUCUUCUGCUUUGUGUUCUUCCUCCCCCUGCUUGUCAUCAUCUACUGCUACAUCUUCAUCUUCAAGGCCAUCCGGGAGACGGGCCAAGCUCUCCAGACUUUCGGGGCCAGCGAGGGUGGUGGUGAGUGCCCCUGGCAACGGCAGCGUCUGCAGAAUGAGUGGAAAAUGGCCAAGAUCGAGCUGUUGGUCAUCCUUCUCUUCGUGCUCUCCUGGGCCCCCUACUCCACUGUGGCCCUGAUGGGCUUUGCUGGGUACGCACAUGUCCUGACGCCCUACAUGAACUCGGUGCCAGCUGUCAUCGCCAAGGCCUCUGCCAUCUACAACCCCAUCAUUUAUGCCAUCACCCAUCCCAAGUACAGAAUGGCCAUCGCCCAGCACCUGCCCUGCCUCGGGGUGCUGCUGGGCGUGUCAGGCCAGCGCACUGGCCUGUACACCAGCUACCGCUUCACCCACCGCUCCACACUGAGCAGCCAGGCCUCGGACCUCAGCUGGAUCUCUGGACGGAGGCGCCAGGUGUCCCUGGGCUCUGAGAGCGAGGUGGGCUGGACAGACACGGAGGCAACAGUGGCUUGGGGCACUUCCCAGCAAGUGAGUGGAUGGUCCCCCUGCGGUCAGGGCCCUGAGGAUGUGGAAGCCAAGGCCCCUCCCAAGUCCCAGGGACAGGAAGCAGAGGCUCCCGGAAAGACCAAAGGGCUGCUCCCCAGCCUGGACCCCAGGAUGUAG